UCACUUCUUCUUCCUCCUCAAACCAUUAAUUAUUUCUCUUAAUUUUAUCUUAUUGAAAAAAUGGAAAAUCAAACUCUAACAGGUUUGUUGAAGAAGGUGGCCUCGGAGUUUCCGAACCGCCGCGCGCUUUCCGUUUCUGGAAAGUUCGAUUUGACCCACGCGCGACUGCAAGAGCUCGUCGAUCACGCCGCCUCUCUCUUAAUCGCCUCCGGAAUUGGCCCAAACGACACCGUUGCGCUCACCUUCCCCAACACCGUCGAGUUUGUAGUGAUGUUUUUGGCGGUGGUUCGGUGCCGAGCCACGGCGGCGCCGCUGAACGCUGCUUACACGGCUGAGGAGUUCGAGUUCUACCUCUCCGACUCAGAAUCGAAGCUUCUGAUCACGCCGGAGGAUCCGAUUCAAGCCGCUAAAGCGGCGGCUACCAAGCUCAACAUCCCUCACGUGACCGCCAACCUGGCCAGCGCCACCAGCCACGUGACUCUCUCUUCCGCCGCGGAGUCGAGCCCCGACUUGGUCUCGCAACUCGUCAACGACGUGUCCGACGUGGCACUCUUCCUCCACACGUCCGGCACCACGAGCCGACCCAAGGGAGUGCCCUUGACCCAGCUCAAUUUGGCCUCGUCGGUCCAGAACAUCAAAUCGGUCUACAAACUCGCAGAGUCUGACUCGACCGUCAUCGUCCUCCCUCUGUUCCACGUGCACAGGUUAAUCGCCGCGUUACUGAGUUCACUCAUCGCCGGAGCCUCCGUGCCUCUCCCAGCCGCGGGCCGAUUCUCCGCCUCGCCAUUUUGGGCCGACAUGCUCUCGUACAACGCCACGUGGUAUACCGCGGUACCCACCAUCCACCAGAUCAUCCUCGACCGCCAUGGCAGCAAACCCGAACCGAAAUACCCGAAGCUCCGGUUCAUUCGAAGCUGCAGCGCCUCGUUGGCUCCGUCAAUAUUGGAGCGGCUGGAAGAGUCGUUUGGAGCGCCGGUCUUGGAGGCUUAUGCGAUGACAGAGGCGACCCAUUUGAUGUGUUCGAAUCCGUUGCCCGAAGACGGGCCCCACAAGCCCGGGUCGGUCGGGCGACCCGUGGGUCAGGAGCUGGCGAUUUUGGACGAGAAGGGUUUGGUUCAGCCAGAGGGCGUGAACGGCGAGGUGUGUAUCAGAGGACCCAAUGUGACCAAGGGGUAUAAGAACAACCCAGAAGCCAACAAAGCGGCUUUCUUGUUCGGGUGGUUUCAUACUGGAGAUAUCGGCGUUUUGGAUUCUGAUGGGUUUUUGAGCCUCGUGGGUCGAAUCAAGGAGCUAAUUAACCGCGGAGGGGAGAAGAUAUCACCCAUUGAAGUAGAUUCAGUGCUUUUGUCACAUCCAGGAAUUGAGCAAGGAGUUUCCUUUGGAGUUCCUGAUGAUAAAUAUGGUGAAGAGAUUAACUGUGCCAUAAUCCCAAGAGAAGGCGCAAGCAUAGACGAGGAAGAAGUGCUGCGAUUUUGCAAGAAGAAUCUGGCUUCUUUCAAAGUACCCAAGAAGGUGUUCAUCACUGACUCUCUUCCUAAAACUGCAACGGGGAAAAUCCAACGUCGAAUUGUGGCCGAGCAUUUCCUUGCACAAAUCUCCACUGCCAAAGUUCCCAAGUUUGGUGCUUAAUUUUCCUAAUUCCUAAAAGAGUCGUGCACGUUUGUAAUGGCACAAAAGUAUAUCCCAUUUGACUACUGCUGUCUACAAUGGUAGGCACAUGGGCACGUUUAGGCUGCCUCCAUUAUUAUAAACCUCUCAAAUGGCACAUCAGGGUUUUCUUUUCUUUUCAUGAUGGAGAAGAUGAAGUGAUGAACUGAGGGCCCUACCAUACAACUACAGAAGCUGUUGUGUAUUUUGUAUCUCUUUAUUUUUAUUUGAUCCGGAUGUUCAAAUGAGGAAAUAUUGACAACCAUGUUGUUUGAUUCGUUUUGGGUUUGUAGGGGUAAAUAGUUAAAAUGAUACCUUUGCCACAUGCUAACUCGAUCUCCACUGAUACCAUAUUUCCAUAAAAUAAAGGCAAAAGAGGCUUCUCAGCC
Molecule: messenger RNA, 2036 nt
Organism: Prunus avium (sweet cherry)
Lineage: Eukaryota; Viridiplantae; Streptophyta; Magnoliopsida; Rosales; Rosaceae
Gene: AAE3
Product: AMP-dependent synthetase and ligase family protein
Biological process (GO): fatty acid metabolic process
Molecular function (GO): medium-chain fatty acid-CoA ligase activity
Source: RefSeq, a predicted model, not a curated record